UUCAGAGCCAAGUCGCAUCGCAUCCCCGCAUUGACCGGAAGCAGCCAAACCUAGCCGAAGCAGCGCCACGGAUCCGAGCGCGCCCAGCGCCGCCGCCACUGCGGCUGCCGGGAUGGAGCCGGAGGUCGACAGCACCAAAGCCGCCGCCGGCAACCGCAAGCACCUGGCCAUGCUCGAGCGCCUCUCCAAGCGCACCGCCGCCUCCUCCGCGGCCUCCCCCGAGGCGUCCCCCGUCGCCGCCUUCCUCUCUCGCUUCGCCGCAGCCAAGGCCGCCGCGGAGUCCGCCCUCUCCGCCUGCCGCUCCUCCCCCGACGGCGCCGCCGCCUCCCUCGCCGCGGCCUCCUCCGCCGUCGACGACCUCGAGCGCCUCGUCGCGGAGGCCUCCCACUCCCUCCCGCCGUACGAGCUCCGCUCCGCGCUCGCCGCCGUCUCCGACCUCCGUGCCGCCCACAAGCUCGCCGCCUCCGAGAUCCGGCCCAAGAAGUCAUUCUCCUUCAGGAACAAGAGCAAAGCCACCAAGAACCCCCCGCAGGAUCCUCCCGCCCUGCCCCAGCCGCCUCCGGAGCAGCCAAAGCCUAACCCCGAUGCGAUCCUGCCAGGGUUUGGGUUCCGGAGCAGGAAUGGCGCUACCUUGGUGAAGGAUCUGAGAGCUGCCAACGAGAAGGAUGGAGAUUUCACGCUUGCUGAUCUGGUUUCCUGUGAGGUGUACCUCAAGGGCAAAUGCCGGGCGCUGUACAUUCACAAGUUAAGAGAUUGCCGCGUAUACAUUGGCCCUGUUUUCGGCUCGGUGCUCAUAGAGGAUGUUGAGGGCUGUACAUUUGUGAUGGCGGCGCAUCAGAUCAGGAUCCACGAAGCGAGGGAAACAGAUUUCUACCUGCGGGUGAGGAGCAGGCCGAUCAUUGAGGACUGCAGCGGUGUGAGAUUUGCACCACAUGCUUUGAAGUAUGAAGGGAUCGAAGAUGAUCUGAGGGACUCUGGGCUUGCCGAGGACACUGGUAACUGGGCCAAUGUGGAUGACUUCAAAUGGCUCAGGGCAGUGCAGUCACCAAACUGGUGCUUGGUUCCGGAGGAAGAGCGCCUGCCGAUUGUCGACAUUUCAGAAGUUCAGGAACGGGAGGAUUGUAAGUGAGCUGCUCGGGAGGUUUCUUUCUCGGCCCCAGUUUUGGAUUAAUGUUAUGGACUGGUUGAAUCUUGAUGCUUUUGGUGAUUACAUGUUCCGUUUGCUGAUGUUUAUGAUCUCAUUGUAUCUUGAGCUCGCCGAACUAAGGAUUGGAAGCAUGAGACCCUUCAACGCGUGUCCAGAAAGGCGUUGAUUAUUUCAUAGUUAUGCAUACUUAGUAAGAUGAUGCAGUUUUCUGGGAAGAAGCAUACUUUGAAUUUUGGUCGAUAGCAUUGGAAUACAUGCAUGUUUAUUCGGUUGUACAAUUAUAUUGGUUUAUCCAAUUCUGUGACCUUGAGUGCUCCAUAAGUUGAGGAAUUUAUAAUUUGGCAGGAAUGCAUGUUUUUGUGGUACUGGUA
Molecule: messenger RNA, 1518 nt
Organism: Triticum aestivum (bread wheat)
Lineage: Eukaryota; Viridiplantae; Streptophyta; Magnoliopsida; Poales; Poaceae
Product: tubulin-folding cofactor C
Exons: 1
Coding region: 113-1129 (338 amino acids)
Biological process (GO): tubulin complex assembly; post-chaperonin tubulin folding pathway
Cellular component (GO): cytoplasm
Molecular function (GO): tubulin binding
Source: RefSeq, a predicted model, not a curated record